AUACAAGGUAAACAAACCAGCUCUUGCGUCUCUACUGCUCCACUGAACAACAAUCUGUGUUAACGAAUCGGGAAAAUGGCUCUCUCUUCUCCACCUACCUUUCUGUCUCGGUACCGCUCGAAACCCUCCUCAAGAACGGCCGAAACUACAUCAAUUUUUGCUCAUUCCGCAAGUUCUUUUGCCCAAACCCACUUGAAGCCGCCGCUUCAUUCUUCCCUCAAACCACCCCGACUAUCCUCUUUGUUCAUCAAACCCCCACAAGCCCGGCAACCCAAAUUCAACACCAACACAAUCAAAUCCCUUUUUACGGGCAUUGUUGAAGAAAUGGGCACAGUUAAACAACUGGGCUUUGAUCAAGAUAACAGUUUUACCAUGAAAAUCCAGGCAAGAACGAUUCUUGAAGACGUACACUUGGGCGACAGCAUCUCUGUCAACGGUACUUGUUUAACAGUGACAGAGUUCGACACUGAUUUAUCUGAAUUUUCAGUGGGUUUGUCGCCGGAGACGUUGAGAAAGACUUCUCUGGGUGAAUUGGAGAGUGGGUCUUUGGUUAAUUUGGAGAGGGCACUGGCUCCUAGUACCAGAAUGGGGGGUCAUUUUGUGCAGGGGCACGUGGAUGCAACCGGGGAAAUUGUGGAUAUGACGCCGGAGGGCGAUUCAUUGUGGGUGAAAGUGAAGGCUGGGAGGGAUCUGUUGAAGUACAUUGUGCCCAAGGGGUUUAUUGCUGUAGAUGGAACUAGCUUGACGGUGGUAGAUGUGUUUGAUGAGGAAGAGUCUUUCAAUUUUAUGUUGGUGGCGUACACACAGCAGAAAAUCGUGAUCCCUUUGAAGAAAGUAGGCCAGAAAGUUAAUCUGGAGGUUGAUAUUCUGGGGAAAUAUGUGGAAAGGCUGCUCAGCAGUGGGUUCGUCGAUUCUAUUAAAUCUUCAUGAAUUGUGAGGUAAAGGUGCUUCCUUCCUGUGUGUUGUUUCGCUUGUAUUUCGAGUUUUGUUAUUCCAUUUGGGGACAUCCAUUCUCAUGAUCAUCCCAAUAAGUUCCGGUUAUAGCUUCUAUGUAAUGAAUUAUGCUGGUAUCUUUAUUGUUGUUCCAUAUGUUUGUGGGUAUGGCACGUUGAGGUGCAUGAGUUAACCUGAAGCCCUUUUCACCUUUGGUCGAGAUACUAGAAUGAUUCCACUGGAAAUCUUGUAUGAACUAUUUUGGUAGUAGGGGAACAUUAGUAAGCUGGCAGUUGCAGUGAUUAGAACAUAGCAUUUGCGAUGUCUGUAUUCUUAUCCUGGAUGUUUUUUUGACUUGGAAGCAGAUAUGAAACACUAAAGGUACUGAGUA
Messenger RNA from Sesamum indicum (sesame), 1324 nucleotides. RefSeq names its product lumazine-binding family protein. Gene Ontology annotation, molecular function: riboflavin synthase activity. The record is from RefSeq and is a predicted model, not a curated record. Lineage: Eukaryota; Viridiplantae; Streptophyta; Magnoliopsida; Lamiales; Pedaliaceae. Gene Ontology annotation, biological process: riboflavin biosynthetic process.